AGUGGUGCACAGGACGGACUAACAUCCUGAAUUGCUCCUCCAGAUGCGGUCGGAAAGAGAAUCGCAAGUGCUGACCGUCCCCAGAGGACCGCAGCUGUUUUAUGCCCCCAAGAUGUGCGAAGGCGCUGUAUGAUAGGCACAGCAGCAGGCGUGAUUUCCGUGCCAGUUAUCAUAGUGGUCUGCUGCAUCGUGAUCCAUCGGCGGCGGCAGAAGAAAAAAGAGCGCGCCAUGGCAGGUUCUGGAGACUGGUUGGAAGCCGGUGGCCGCCCCUCGCGCCCGGACAGCCGCACCAGCCGGAGCAGCAUCGCCAGCUGGACCAACCGCCCUGGCAGCCCUGAGACCUGGACCGAAAACCAGCAGCCAGGGCUCCUGCCUGGCAAACCGGCGCACUCGGACUCCCCGCGGCCGCCACGGCCCCCACGGCCACCACGACCACCGCGCCCGGCCUCAACACGGCCCUCACACCAGGCCACCACACAGCCCUCGCACCCGGCCUCAACAUGGCCCUCACACCCAGCCUCCACACGGUCCCCACAGAGCCUGCAACCCCACAGCCUGACUCCAACCACCCUACAACUGCAGGAUCAGUCUGGCGCCCUCCAGCCUCAACCAAAACGGCCCAACCGGCCCUUCAGCCACUACUGAAGGUGACCCCGCCAGGGUCGGCGUUGCAGCACGCUCACAGACCCCUGACCGACAGCUUCUGGGACCAGUCGGCCGUUUGUCUGUGAAUAAAGAUGGACAAAGCUGUUGCACAAGUGUCCGAGUGGUACCAACAGCAAACCCCGCGAGGCACCAGCCCGGUGCAGCCGUGGUGCAGGCAGGGGCCGGGCACACUGGCUCCUCCAACCAGUGGCGGGGCCACGAUGCGCUGGGGGAGCCCACGGCCACGGCCAGCGACACCAACCUGAGCGCCGCACGGUACGGGAGCCCCACCUGGCCAGUGGCACGGACUGGUUUAUUGCAGCAGGGUCAUCUGGCCAUGGACCUGCUCAAAUGGCAUAGCCAGGAAAAGAGGGAAGGCAUCUAGAACAGCUCCAGGGACACAAGCCUGGCAAACAAGCCUGCU
Grus americana (Whooping crane) is the source of this 1069-nucleotide messenger RNA. RefSeq lists its product as uncharacterized. The transcript is spliced from 2 exons. The coding region runs from base 130 to 645 and encodes 171 amino acids. Lineage: Eukaryota; Metazoa; Chordata; Aves; Gruiformes; Gruidae. The record is from RefSeq and is a predicted model, not a curated record.